Peronospora farinosa is the source of this 444-nucleotide messenger RNA. NCBI's taxonomy places the organism in Eukaryota, Oomycota, Peronosporomycetes, Peronosporales, Peronosporaceae. The record is from the annotation of a GenBank genome assembly.
AUGAAGCAACGGAUAGUGACACAGCAGUUGGCAAAAGAAAACAGAGAAGUUGAAGCUACGAUCAAGCAAUCAUCACCACGCCCGUCGAUCGCAUCUAUCGUGGCUGGAGAUGCGUCUUUGUUGAUGGCAUCAUCUGGCAUCUGCAUUGUGGCAUUGUCAAGCCUAGUGUCUGUGGUGAUGGUGUCAUUGGACGACAAUUUGUCAUCGGUGACUGAGUUGCGAUUGUUUUUGCCGUCGAUUGUUACGGGCUCUGUCUUGUUCGCAGUCGGUACGCUGAAUGGCAUGCUAAGAUAUUCGAACCGAAAGGCAAAUGCUGCACCCGGUGAGAUAGUACUGCCACCUGGGCACCCUCCUAUUGCAACUGAGAAGCUUGCAGAAAUGGUAGAACUGGAUGAGGACGGAAAUCCAAAAAAGCGCAUUAGUCGAUGCCCACUGGGUUUCUAG